AUGCCCGGCGCAGAGAUAUCUCGUCGUAUCCACCCCAAAAACUCCGCCUCUUCACCCCCGCCAUAUGUGCUUGGGGACUUCUGCAUUGAUGAGUACAGGCCGGUGAAGGUCAUCGUCAUCGGUGCCGGCUUCAGCGGUAUCACCGCAGGUAUCAGAUUUCCGCAGAAGGUCCCGAAUGUCGAACUCGUCAUCUACGAAAAGGGUGCUCGCAUCGGCGGCACAUGGCACAACAACAACUACCCUGGUCUCGCUUGCGAUGUUCCAUCACACUGCUAUCAACUCUCGUUCGAAGAGAAGAAAGAUUGGUCCGCUUUCUACGCGUCCGGUCCCGAAAUCCGCGAGCACUUCCAGGAAAUCGUCGACAAAUACAGGCUCAUGCGCUACAUCCGCCUCGAACACGAGGCCGUACACGCCCAAUACGACGCUCCCACGGGAAAAUGGCGUGUACGCGUGCGGCGGCCGAACGCAGAGACAGGGGCCAUGGAAGAGUUCGAAGACAGCGGAGACGUCCUCGUGACCGCCGUGGGGGCUCUCAGCCGCUGGAAGUGGCCGGACAUCGAAGGUCUGAAAGAUUUCACGGGUGAACUGCAGCACAGCGCGGGCUUCGAACCGGGCCCGAAGACGUGGGAGGAGGUGGCCGAGAGGUGGGCCGACAAGACAGUUGGCGUGAUUGGCGUGGGAUCCAGCGGGAUCCAGAUGGUCGCUGCUUUGCAGCCGAAGGUGAAGAGAUUGGUGAACUACGUCCGCGGGAAGACGUGGCUCCCACCUCCUCUCGGGAACACCACCGUCGCACGUCUCCUAGGGCGCGAGCCAGGCGGCGAAGCCAAUCCUAUUUUCACGCCGGAAGAAAUCGAACGCUUCAAGAACGAGCCCGGUUUCUUCUGGAACUUCAGGUACACGCUCGAGCAGGAGUUCAUUAGCGGAUACUCGUGGACUCUGCGCGGCUCGGACCUGAGCAAACGUAUGGAGGAGGAGUGCCGGCAGAAUAUGGUGCGGGGACUUGCGAAGAAGCCUUGGAUUGCGGAGCACCUGAUCCCUGACUUCCCUGUCUCGUGCAGGCGGCUCACGCCGGGGCCAGGAUACUUGGAAGCCCUGUGUGAAGACAACGUCGAUUUCGUCCCCACGCCCAUUAAGCGCAUCACCGAGAAGGGCAUCGAAACCGAAGACGGCAAGUACCAGGACCUGGACGUCAUUCUUUGCGCCACCGGCUACGACACCUCUUUCCAGCUGCCGUUUCAGAUCAUCGGCCGCGACGGCCUCGACAUCAACGAGAAGUGGAAGCCACAUCCCGUUUCGUACCUCUCCGUCGCGGUGGACGGCUUCCCGAACAUGUUCAUGGCGCUCGGGCCGAACUCGGUGUUGGCCUCGGGGAUGCUGCUCCCGCUCAUUGAGCAGCAGGUGAUGUACGCGGUCCAAGCGACGGCGAAGUUGCAGCGCGAUCGCCUGAAGAGCAUGGAAGUCAAGCCGGAGGCCGUACGGGACUUUGACCAAUACAUUGAGGCGUAUUUCCCGAAGACCGUAUUUGCAGAGAAGUGUCGCUCCUGGUACAAGCUCGGUAAGGACGAAGGCCGAGUUGUUGGCCUGUGGCCUGGCUCCACUCUCCAUGGCAUGAAGGCACUCAUGCAUCCACGAUGGGAGGAUUACGAGUAUGAGCGCGCGGACGCCGUCGAGAACCGCCUGCACUGGCUCGGCGACGGGCAAACGCACAGCGAGAAGACUCUGACUGGGGAUAGUAAGGGCUAA
This is a messenger RNA of Trametes versicolor FP-101664 SS1, 1743 nucleotides long. Its product is annotated as FAD/NAD-P-binding domain-containing protein. The record is from RefSeq and is a predicted model, not a curated record. The coding region runs from base 1 to 1743 and encodes 580 amino acids. The transcript has 14 exons. NCBI's taxonomy places the organism in Eukaryota, Fungi, Basidiomycota, Agaricomycetes, Polyporales, Polyporaceae.